GUGUGUGCGGCAAUAGCAACAAUAAUAAUAUAUUAGAUCAAUAUAUUAAUGUAUUCACGCAAUUCAGUAUUCUGUUGCUUGGCUGUGUGAAGCUGAGGGUUUACUCAUUUGACAUCUUGCUUGUGAAACAAAAAGUAAAAGUAUUUAAAUAACAUUUAUUUUUAUUAUGCCAGCAGCCCAAUGCCACAGUUUAGUGUGAACAUUUUUAUUUUUAUUUUGAAGAAUUAAACCAAUUUAUUGGCUUACAUGCACAUUGUGGCAUAGUUUCCUUUGCUGUUGCCUUCUCCUGUGAUCAGGGGCGCUGGCAGGAAUUUUGGGCCCCUAUCUUGCUAAACGUUUCCCUGCACUAAUUAAAUGUUGAUGAACUGUAGGCUAAUACUAGUCUGUAUCAAUCAGGAUCGGGGUCAUAGGUCACAUGAAGCUGGUUAUCAACUUGGUAAGUCAACCCAGGGUUUCUCGAUCCAGCCAUGAACGCGUUCACAUAAAAGGCGGAGCUAGCAGCAGACGAGCAAUCGUAAACAUGAACAAGUCUACUGGCAGCAGAGCGUCAUAUUUUACAAACAAAGAGCAAACUGUAAUAUUAGAAAGACACAAUCGAAGUAACACAGCUUUGGCUGACACAGGAAGACAGAACAUAGAUGACAGUGUGAAUGCCUAAGUGAACAGGCAUAUCCUAUAAUAUUAAUGGGUUGAUUUGAUGUGUUCUUAUGACAUUUUCAGCCUUAUUCUUUCUACUCGGCUGUGUGUCAUUGUUUCCACAUUAAAAGCCUCGGUCUCUGAAUAAGUGGUCAGGUCACUUUAAGAAUGUCUCGUCACUUCAAACAUCAGAUUAAUUUAUUUAACUCACAAAAAUGUUCCAAACAUUGUUCAAAUUAACUUCAUAAAGCAACAAAAUGAAAAGUCCAUUCAUGCCAUAAAAAGUAAUAAAAUGUGCUCCAACAGUGGUUGAAAGACUGAAUCUCAACAUUUAGGCUUCUGAAAACUCCCCCACAUUAAGAAACACACUCAUAUUAAAAUUUAUUUCAAUAUUCCUACCAAACUAUGCGCUCAUAAUAUUCAGCAUCACAUAAAAAAAUGAAUCCAUGAACCCAUUUAUUUUAACGGCUGCGACAGGCUGUGUGAAAUAUUAAAAAGCGGUGAGUAGGCUUACUGUCACAUCUUAAAAACCUACAAGUAGUAGCCUACAAGGCUUUUGUCCCUUAUAAUUAUGAAGAACAAAUAAUAACACAAAUAUAAAUAAAUUCAGAAAGAAAUAUAUAAAUACACAAAUAUAAAUCCAUUUUGGUAAUAAAAGCUAUUUCUCUAUGUUUAUAUUAAUUAAUUUAUUCAUUUUUUCUCCUUUAUAACAGUGAAGACAAAGCAUCAAAAAGCAGCUUGUCCCUGGACUUUGAAUUACAUAUUAUUAUUGUAUAAUUAUAAAUAUAAUUAAUAAUACACCAUCCAAAGACAUGCAGGCUAUAGUUAAUUGGUGUCUCUAAAAAUUGUCCUUAGGUGUGACUGUGAUUGGUUGUUUGUCUAUGUGUGUCCCUGCGACGGACUGGCGACCUGUCCAGGGUGUACCCCGCUUUUCGCCCGAUGUAAGCUGGGAUUGACUCAUGCCCCUCGCAACCCUGUACUCAGGAUAAACGGUUGAUGAUGGAUAGAUGGAUGGAUGGCAGCAGUCAGUGGGGACUUGGCAUGGGAAAAUGCUGAAUGAGCGGAUAUGCUGAAAAACAUUAAGUUGAAGCAACAGACAGCAUCGCUGAGUGACAGUAUACAUACAGACAGUAUGAAAAAAAUACAUGCUUUAAUGUUCAAAAAACAUCAUCUUUUGAAGAUUAAAGCAUGUACACAUUUUAUAUUAGAAACCCAAAAUACAACUAUGCACCUGAAAAUGAGCUUAAUAUGGGACCUUUAAGUUCGACUAUGUUGUGUAAGAGGGUCCAACUGCAGACCUUCACAGUCAGGACGGUCAGGACAGGAAAUACAUGCAAAAAAUACAAAAUACAAUUGUGCGAUUUGAUAGGAAACGCAUUCAAAAGUUAUAAAUUUUAGUCAUGUAGACACUUAGGCUAUAGGGGGAGGGAUUUUGUCGUUGAUUUAUAUUUAAUUAAUUAGUCAAAAUUGUAACGUGAAACUAGCAGGCUAAUUCCUUAAAUAUAACCUAUUGAUUUGAGCCUAUUCUAUCUAGCACUUAACGUGCCAGUGUAGCAACAAAGCUGACUGCAUAUCGCUUCAAUUAUUCAACUAGUAACAGGAUCUUUUUUUACAGGCACUAUUUAUUUAUUCUGUCAAAAUAGGACGUUAACCCUGUCCAUACAACUAGCCACGUCCAUUCACAGAAAAACAUAUCGUCGUUGAUUAAGAGUGUAACUUUCUUCUUUCUAACUCUCUUCCAGUCUUAAAAACCAGACACACACUUCUCAUUCAUAAUUUCCCUUUGAAGAGUAAUAUGCUUUGGUAUUUUACUGCUAUCAGCUGAAUUUAAUAGGAUAAACACACAUGCAAUACAACAUGUAUACCUGUAUUGAUAAUUUUGUAAAUAUCCACCUUUUAGUUAGUUAGGUUAGUUGCCUAAUGUAAUACUUUUACUUUAUUCACUGUGUUCACACAGAUUACACAAUUACAAGAGGAGUUGGCAGCAGUGACUGAUUUGCAUUAUGCAAAACAUUAAAAAAAAGUCUGAAUGCAUGGGUCUUGGCAUGCAAAAUGUCUACCACUUUCAAUAUUUGUACAUCCAAAUCACGCAAAUUAGGAUAUGCCAACAGUGGCUUUGGUGAGGAGGAGUUUCUUUCUGUGGAUAACUGUUAUAUAAACAGUGUUAUAUAACUGUUUAUGUGUUAAAUCUCUCCCUGCUCCAAAACAGCUGAUUCAAAAUAUCAACUGGUUAUGAAUACUGAAACUGCUUUAACAGCUGUGUUGAAGCAGGGAGAGAUUAAAUCAUGCAGGACAGGUGGUAACUUUCUUCAGGAAAGGGUUGGGAAACACUGUCGUAGUACAUAAACUUCAAUUCAACUAAGAUGAAUUCAUAGAGCCAGCAAAGUCUUUGUACGCUGUUUGAGACACCGAACGGUCUAAACGAUAUAGAUCUUUAAUUUAUCUUCUUUUGGACAAAUACUAACCUGAGUGUCAUAGUCAACAUAUUAAGACAAAUGCAGACCUAUGCCCUUGCUAAAUGCUUUAUAAAAAAAUGUUUUAUAAAGCCGAACACACAGUAGCUUGAGCUUAAACCAUGAUGUUUGGGUGUACUGUAAGAAAUCUUGACAGUCUAAUACAUCUGAUAUACUAUUUUGUGUUCAACAUACUGAACUUCUGGGUGAAUCUGGAAGCUGUGUAACACAUUUUGGGGUCAUCAGAUCCUGUUUAGGGCUCCUUAGAAAGGAGAACUAAUGUGUCCUGAGAUGUAAAGCUUGUUGUAAUGAAUGAGUGCAGCUCUCUCAGCAUGUUGUUGUGUUUGUGUGAAGGUGUGGGCUCUGCUAUGAAUCAGUGUGAGGACAGAGAGGAGGGAGUCCCUCCCUCUAAAAGCACUCUGUGUGGGGAACAUGACAGCCAGACCAAAGCUCAGAGCCCAGAGCAGCAGCAGGGACCAGACUCUGCUGAACCUGGACCCAGCUGUGUGUCCAUCAAGAGUGACCGGUCUAUGGGCCAACCUAUUAACUUCAAAGGUGGACACCACUCUGCUGAUCAAAGAGUUGAUCAGCAGAGCUCAGAGGUUUCCAGUGGUCAGUCUGCACAGCAGCAUCAAACGGACCUGGACUCCAUAUUUAUGCUGCUCCAGGAAAACAUUGUCAGGUUUGUGAAGAACGAGGUGAAGAAGUUCCAGAGAGUUCUGAGUCCAGAUUACCCAGAAUGCUUAGAGAGGGAGGAUGAGGAGGUGUUGGAGGGUGAGGAGGAGGAGCAGAGGAGGAGCAGCAGAGAGGCAUUUCUGAAGAUCACACUGCACUUCCUGAGGAGAAUGAAGCAGGAGGAGCUGGCUGAGCGUCUGCAGAGCAAAACUGCUGUUGCUGCAGUUUGUCGACGUAAACUCAAGUCUGAACUGAAGAAGAAAUUCCAGUGUGUGUUUGAGGGGAUUGCUAAAGCAGGAAACCCAACCCUUCUGAACCAGAUCUACACAGAGCUCUACAUCACAGAGGGAGGGACUGCAGAGGUAAAUGAUGAACAUGAGGUCAGACAGAUUGAAACAGCAUCCAGGAAACCAGACAGACCAGAAAUAACCAUCAGACAAGAAGACAUCUUUAAAGCCUCACCUGGAAGAGAUGAACCAAUCAGAACAGUGAUGACAAAGGGAGUGGCUGGCAUUGGGAAAACAGUCUUAGCACAGAAGUUCACUCUGGACUGGGCUGAAGACAAAGCCAACCAGGACAUACAGUUCACAUUUCCAUUCACUUUCAGAGAGCUGAAUGUACUGAAAGAGAAAAAGUACAGCUUGGUGGAACUUGUUCACCACUUCUUUACUGAAACCAAAGAAGCAGGAAUCUGUAGCUUUGAAGAGUUCCAGGUUGUGUUCAUCUUUGACGGUCUGGAUGAGUGUCGACUUCCUCUGGACUUCCACAGCAAUGAGGUCCUGACUGAUGUUAGAGAGUCCACCUCAGUGGAUGUGCUGCUGACAAACCUCAUCAGGGGGAACCUGCUUCCCUCUGCUCGCCUCUGGAUAACCACACGACCUGCAGCAGCCAAUCAGAUCCCUCCUGAGUGUGUUGACAUGGUGACAGAGGUCAGAGGGUUCACUGACCCACAGAAGGAGGAGUACUUCAGGAAGAGAUUCAGUGAUGAGGAGCAGGCCAGCAGAAUCAUCUCCAACAUCAAGACAUCACGAAGCCUCCACAUCAUGUGCCACAUCCCAGUCUUCUGCUGGAUCAGUGCUACAGUUCUGGAGGAGGUGCUGAAGACCAGAGAGGGAGGAGAGCUGCCCAAGACCCUGACUGAGAUGUACAUCCACUUCCUGGUUGUUCAGUCCAAAGUGAAGAACGUCAAGUAUGAUGGAGGAGCUGAGACAGAUCAGCACUGGAGUCCAGAGAGCGGGAAGAUGAUUGAGUCUCUGGGAAAACUGGCUUUUGAGCAGCUGCAGAAAGGAAACCUGAUCUUCUAUGAAUCAGACCUGACAGAGUGUGGCAUCGAUAUCAGAGCAGCCUCAGUGUACUCAGGAGUGUUCACACAGAUCUUUAAAGAGGAGAGAGGGCUGUACCAGGACAAGGUGUUCUGCUUCAUCCAUCUGAGCGUUCAGGAGUUUCUGGCUGCUCUUCAUGUCCAUCUGACAUUCAUCAACUCUGGUGUCAAUCUGCUGGCAGAAGAACAAUCAACCUCCCAGCUGUCUAAAGUCUUCAGAGACAAACCUAAACUAACACAUCUCUACCAGAGUGCUGUGGACAAGGCCUUACAGAGUUCAAAUGGACAACUUGACUUGUUCCUCCGCUUCCUCCUGGGUCUUUCAAUGAAGACCAAUCAGACUCUCCUACGAGGUCUGCUGACACAGACAGGAAGUUGCUCAAAAAACAAUCAGGAAACAGUCAAGUACAUCAAGAAGAAGAUCAGUGAGAAUCUGUCUCCAGAGAGAAGCAUCAAUCUCUUCCACUGUCUGAACGAACUGAAUGAUCGUUCUCUAGUGGAGGAGAUCCAACAGUCCCUGAGUUCAGGAAGUCUCUCCACAGAUAAACUCUCUCCUGCUCAGUGGUCAGCUCUGGUCUUCAUCUUACUGUCAUCAGAAAAAGAUCUGGACGUGUUUGACCUGAAGAAAUACUCUGCUUCAGAGGAGGCUCUUCUGAGACUGCUGCCAGUGGUCAAAGCCUCAAACAAAGCUCUGCUGUCUGACUGUAACCUCACAGGGAGAAGCUGUGAAGCUCUGUCCUCAGUUCUCAGCUCCCAGUCCUCUAGUCUGAGAGAGCUGGACCUUAGUAACAACAACCUGCAGGAUUCAGGAGUGAAGCUGCUGUCUGCUGGACUGAAGAGUCCACACUGGAAACUGGAAACUCUGAGGCUGUCAGGCUGUCUGAUCACAGAGGAAGGCUGUGCUUCUCUGGCCUCAGCUCUGAGCUCCAACCCCUCCCAUCUGAGAGAGCUGGACCUGAGUUACAAUCAUCCAGGAGACUCAGGGGUGAAGCUGCUGUCUGCUAGACUGGGGGAUCCACACUGGAGACUGGACACUCUCAGGGUGGACCAUGGUGGAGAGCAGAGGUUAAAACCUGAUGUGAGGAAGUAUCUCUGUGAACUCACACUGGACACAAACACAGCACACAGAAACCUCAAACUGUCUGACAACAACAGGAAGGUGACACGGGUGGAGGAGGAGGAGCCAUACCCUGAUCAUCCAGAGAGAUUUGACUACUACGCUCAGCUGCUGUGUGGAAAUGUUCUGACUGGUCGUUGUUACUGGGAGGUCGAGUGGAGAGGAGGAGUUUAUAUAUCAGUAAGUUACGGAGGAAUCAGAAGGAGAGGAAACAUUACUGACUGUGUGUUUGGAAGAAAUGAUCAGUCCUGGAGUCUGAGCUGCUCUGGUGUAUGUUACUCUGUCUGGCACAAUAACAGAGUAACAUUCCUCACUCCACCCUCCUCCUCUAACAGAGCAGCAGUGUAUGUGAACUAUCCUGCUGGCACUCUGUCCUUCUACAGAGUCUCCUCUGACACAUUGAUCCACCUCCACACCUUCAACACCACAUUCACUGAACCUCUUUAUCCUGGGUUUGGGUUCUGUAAUGACUCCUCAGUGUCUCUGUGUUCUGUGUAGGAGGGAGACAACUUCCAGUCCUGUGGUUUAAAUGUUGGUGGUGGACGAGGCUUCACUUUGGUUAACAUCUGGCUCACUGAUUGUGCCUUUAAUGUCAUAAAUGUGUUUCCUUAGAAAUGGUGAAAUGAUCUCCUCAAGGCUGAAUUUGUUGUGUACAAACUGUGUUGACUGAUUUUCACUUUAAUAAAGUUUUCUUGGAGCAGCAUCUAGUAGCUGCUGAUGGCUGCAGAGCUUCUCAUUCACUUCAAUAAAGGUUUGAAGACAAAAACUCAA
Messenger RNA from Micropterus salmoides (largemouth bass), 6973 nucleotides. RefSeq names its product NLR family CARD domain-containing protein 3-like. The transcript has 9 exons. Lineage: Eukaryota; Metazoa; Chordata; Actinopteri; Centrarchiformes; Centrarchidae. The record is from RefSeq and is a predicted model, not a curated record. Gene Ontology annotation, molecular function: protein binding. The coding region runs from base 3398 to 6700 and encodes 1100 amino acids.